Molecule: messenger RNA, 2744 nt
Organism: Trichoderma virens Gv29-8
Lineage: Eukaryota; Fungi; Ascomycota; Sordariomycetes; Hypocreales; Hypocreaceae
Exons: 4
Coding region: 248-2113 (621 amino acids)
Source: RefSeq, a predicted model, not a curated record
CAUGCCGGCUGGCCCUUUGUUCUCGUGCGAGCGAGCGAAUCGCAUUCCAACUCACCUCACUCUGCGGGAGCAAACCUGUGCUGUGCUGAGCUGAGCUGAGCUGAGCUUGCAAAAAAGGACGGGACGAGCAGCAGCAGGGACGGGCAGCGCUCGCCGCCUUGCAUCUCUUGUCUUGUCUUGUCUCGUCUUGUCUCGUUUCAUCUGCGUCCUCUCGUCUCCUCUCGUCUCCCCUCAGUCGGAGGCAGCCAUGCCCGCCUUCUUCCAGUUCACACAGGGCUCUGAAUCGCGCGCGCGGCCUACGGACUCGUCGCCUUUGCUCGGUCGCUAUCGAGCCGUGCCUCCUCGCCCUGGCAUCGGACCGCGUCGACCGAGCAGCCCCUUGGGAUUGCUGGCCGGCCACUAUGGAAACGGGCGCGAAAGCAUACACGUUGGCUACGGAGCGGUGAUUGCGGCCGAGAUCGAGGCGGGGCUUCUGAGUGACGGCUCUGGGGAUGCUGACAGGGCUGUUGGCGACUCGAGGUGGGAGAGGCUGUGGCAGGGCUACUUCAUCGAUCUCUUUGUUGAUCCAAGGCCCUCGGCGGUGAAGCGUGUGGUGGACAGGUGGUGGAGCCGAUAUGGACUGCUCGUCUUCCUCCCCGCGGCGCUGGCCGUUGCGUGGUGUGCCGUGCCUUUCCCGCAGUACUCGUUCCCAGACGAGGGCAACGACGGCGACCAAGCGAAUGGCAUCUGGCAGCGACUUACACGAACCACGGCGACGUUCGACAGCAAAGUCCCCGGUCACGGAGCGGCCCGUGUGCAGGUCAACUUUUGGUUCUUCCUCUUCGUCUACUACGGCUUCUAUAACCUCAGUGCUCUGAUUUGGAUCACCAAAGUAUUCAAUCUUUACAGGUUGAAUUGGUGGCCACAGUCUUUUGGGUUCCCAGUAACAAUCUCUCUUCUAGCAAUCAUAUCUCUUGCUGUGCCCAUUCCCGUAUAUUUCGUCCCUUCUACUCGCUUCCUCACCGUUCACAACACUGCAUGGGUAUCAUGGACGUUCAUCGUCAUGGCCAUGCCAGUCGCCAUCGCCUUUCUUAUCCUCAUGACAAACGAACGACAUAUUGGGCUACGGCACUCUCUCUCGGAGACACAGCGCAUCUUUACGACCUCGUGGUGGACAGGGGAGCCCGACUCGUUUCCUAACCGACAACGCCGGCGCCGCGAUCUCACCGACGACCUCUGGGAGCAAGAUGUUUUGAGAGUUCUGCCCCCUUCUGGUACAUCCAGAGUGGCUCUGCGGCGCCGAUGGCUGCCAGCAAGCUUUGUGAGGUUUCUGUGGUUCUGCGUAGCGCUCUUUAUUGGGUUGAUGGCGUAUGUUCUGGGAGAAGCGUAUGCUGAAAUCUACCUCCGCACGCUGCCUCACAACAAUUUUGAGACUGUCGUAUACGUAUAUGGCUGGGUAGUAACCGUGCAUUUGCUGGAUGCUCUGACGGGUUGGGUGCUGGGCAUCAGGGAAGGCGAGCGCGUAGGGAGCUAUCCUUUGAGCUGGGUUUUUAAACUCUAUUUUAUGCUUACCUACCAGACCUACGUCCGAGCUCUAUACGCCCGCCUUCGCUCGCCGUCCCAGUUCGUUAUCCUUCAAGUUCUCUCUUCCACAGGACUGGUCAUCAUAUCGCCCAUCAUGAUGACUCGCUUAUUCCACAAGAUUCUCACCAUCCUAGGCCUUAGUGGGCUGACGUAUGGCACAUAUCAAAAGCUGCAAACUCGAAACCUCUUCAUCCGCUUCCUGGCCGAAAACACAUCCAUGGCCACCUUCUUGGGAAGCAUCCUGGUGCUCCACUUUGGCGCCAACAAGGAGGUGUAUCCGUACUUUGCCUUUGACAAGGCCGAGGACCAGACGCUGCAGUACGACUUUAACCUGACGUUUUACGCUUCCAUGGUGACGUGGGGGUGCGAGCUGGUCGCGAGUCUCGUCGUGCGGGGGCUGAUUGCCCUGAUUUUCAAAAUCGACGUUGGGCUGGAGGGCAAGUUGGAUCUGGCCGUCUGGCCGGAGCUUUUGCCUACCAGCGUUGCUGUCAUUCUCCACGUUUUGCAGAAUAUGCUCUUCUCUAUUAUACGUUUGCAGUUUCGUACGUGAAGCGAAAAAAAUUAUGUGCUGGGGGCGGGGGGGACAUUGUCAACCAAUUGUUGGUUGACUUUGACUUUGUGGAUGAGGGAAAGCAAACAAGACAAAAGCAAUUCUUGUUUCUUAUCUGCGCUCUCUCCUCAGUGGCCCCUGCAAGAUGUUUGGUUUUCUUUAGACUUGUGAUUUGAUUUGAUUUGAUUUCAACGAGAUAGAUUUGCUAGCGACUGACUACCUGCCUCUUCCCCCCUCCUGUUGGCAUCCUUACGUACCCAAGUCCCCUCCUUUUUGCUAGAGCACUUGAAGCAGUCUGAUACCCCUGCCGCCCACCAUAUCUAGUAUUGCUUUCUUGUUCUUUAUAGAGCGUUGGGAACUUAAUGCUACAGAUCUAGAUCUACUUGCGAGUGCUAGCAAUUUUUGAGCAGUCAAAGAAUGGUACGAGUUGAAAGAUAAAUUACCCCUAAAGCAUGCUAUCAAGUUGUUUAGCUGCACAGCAUCUCGUUAAUUGAGAGUAUCACAAAGAAGGCGAUAGAUAUCAAAAAUCCAGACAAGUUGGAGUGGAAAGUAUUGAAUUAUUCCAAGUCAAAGCUACAGCUUAAAGUUACAGUUAGAGUAUCCGCCUAUGAAAUUAUAUCCCGCUUCUCUU